This is a messenger RNA of Phragmites australis (common reed), 2149 nucleotides long. RefSeq lists its product as uncharacterized. The transcript is spliced from 5 exons. The record is from RefSeq and is a predicted model, not a curated record. The coding region runs from base 157 to 1944 and encodes 595 amino acids. Lineage: Eukaryota; Viridiplantae; Streptophyta; Magnoliopsida; Poales; Poaceae.
UCUUUGAUAAAACAAGAACUAACAACAUUGUAUCUCUGCUCGCUCCAUCCGGGCCGUCGAAGAGUAACCGGAAGAAAAUCCAGCCAUCUUCUUCCUAUUUAUUUCGGUCGCCUCCCUCGGCCAUCGCCGUCCCUCAAGCUGCUCCGAGCAGCGGCCAUGGUGAUGAAGCCCAACGGCAUCGCUGGCGCCGGAGCCGGCGCGGCGGCCGGACCAUCCAAGGCGAACGUGUCCUCCCCUGGUUCGAUCAAGACCGCGAAGUUUAAGAAGCGGAAGGCCGGGGCCAACCGUGAGAAGGCCGCGGUUGCUGCUUUCGCCGUCGAAGUAGUCCCCCCUGUGGGCGCAGGCACUGCUGGUGGCGAUGCACCUGCAUCGGCGUCCGUACCGGAGCCGGCCACUGUUGCUGAGGCAUCACCUCUGACACCGAUUCUGAAGCCAGCCAUUGAUGCUGAAGGAUCGGUGCCUGCACCAACGCCAGCCACUGCUGAUGCAUCGGCAUCAGCGGCUAGGCCAAAGCCGGCUGCUGCUGCUGCCGCUACCAGCAAGGGCAAGGGGAUGGGUGCUGACAAUAGCGGUGGUGAUGGCAGGAUGAAGAGCAGAAAAGAGAGGGCUAAGGAGAGGGCUAUAAAUGGGAAGGGGAAGAAGACUGUGGUUACGAAGGAAGAAAGGGGUGAUAAUAAGGGUGCAGGGUUUAUAUUUAUGUGUAAUGCACAGACUAAGCAGGAGUGCUACCAGAACCGCUUGUUUGGGCUGCCUAAUGGGAAGAUUGGAAUGGUUAAGAAGAUCAGGCCAGGGGCAAAGCUAUUCCUGUAUGAUUUUGACUUGAAGCUUCUGUAUGGUGUGUACAAGGCAGCAUCAAACGGGGGGCUGAACCUUGUGCGAGAAGCAUUUCAUGGGAAGUUCCCUGCACAGGUUAAGUUUAAGAUUGAUAAAGAUUGUCUUCCUCUCCGUGAGAGUAGUUUCAAGCAUGCCAUUAAAGAAAAUUACAGUGCAGGGAGCAAAUUCGACCCAGAGCUCAACUCAAGACAAGUGCAUAGGCUAAUUGCGCUAUUUAAGCCUGUCAAUGUACCUCGGUCAGCUCCAACUAACCACCUUGAAGAAAGACGCCACUAUGAAGAACGAAGGCAGCCAUAUCAUUUUGAAGAAAGGCGUCCUUCAUUGCCUAUUGAAGAAGUGUGUGAGCCAUGGUUUGAUGAGGAAAGGUGCCCUGCUGUUAUACAUGUUCCUCCUCUUGAGGAUCCAUAUAGGGCACCACGCUUUGCUCCCCUUCCUGUUGAGUCUCGACUUGGCCAUUCUUUGGCUAAUGUUCAGGAUGAUCACCGCAUAUAUUAUGAACCAGCACCUCUUGCACCUGAACCUCGACAUAUUCCACUUUCUCUAGAGCCCCACCAUGUUCCGCUGGCCCUAGGGCAUCACCAUGUGCCUUCUGCACCAGAGCCUCGACAUGUCCCACCUGCAUAUUAUCACACUUUGGCUCCAUCUGAUGAGUCGUACUAUCGGUCUGUAGUGGAUCUGGUGCCUGAGCGUUAUGCUGACAGGACUGUGGCUGAGAUAACUGCUAGGGAUCCAAUCAUUCCAAGGGAUCAUACAAUGCUGCCAGGUGAGAUAUCUGCUCGCAUGGACCGUUUGGAAGAGCUCUACCAGACUUGGGGGAUUGCUGCUCGUGGUGCUCAUGUGGAGAUCUACCGGCCAGGGGAGCUUGCUGCUCGUGCUGACCACAUGGGGAUCGCCACUCGAGCUAAUCGUUUGGAGGGUCUCUACCGUUCUGAACAACUUGUUGCCCGCACUGCUGGCCUUCCGCGUCAUUCAACCUAUCGUACAGCUGCUUAUGAGACUAACCCUGCUUAUGCUGAAACAAGCCAAAGGCCCAUCUCUGCAAGGGUUAAUGCCCUUGGCGUGCCAGUUUCGUCACUCUACUCCUUUUCUGGUGGGCCGGUAUAUCGGUAAUUAGUGCUCAGCAAGUGAUACCCAAUUUAUAAGUAUCAGGAUGUUCGUCGCUAUAAUUGCAACCGUUGUUUAGCUUAGCUUCUGUUCUAUAUUUCCUUUAACAUCCUUCAGUGGAUGAAUAGCACAAAGUACCGAAACUUGUUCGUCUAAGCUGUUGAACUAUGUUCUCCUGCCAUGCGUGAAUCUUAUUUUAUCUUGCUGUUGA